Molecule: messenger RNA, 1366 nt
Organism: Xenopus tropicalis (tropical clawed frog)
Lineage: Eukaryota; Metazoa; Chordata; Amphibia; Anura; Pipidae
Exons: 8
Coding region: 58-1161 (367 amino acids)
Source: RefSeq, a predicted model, not a curated record
UCUCACUAAGAAACGCUUGGCUAUUUAUUGCUAUUGUCACACUCGAAUGGAAGUAUAAUGGAUUCUGUAAGACCACUUCUUUUGAAUGUACUGGCCAUGACACUGUGCUAUUUAUUACUGGUUGACGGUACAGGCAUGGGUUUGCGCCAUCGGCGAAUUGUUACAGGAUGGCAUUACAUUCAAACAAAUGAGACACAGAACCUCACCAUUGCAUGUGAUCUAUUUAAUGGCCAAAAUAGGUCUGUUUGCUUGUACAAUGGCUCUCUUCAAGGAAGCUGUGGAGGUAGCAGUCUCAUGGUUCCUAAACAUGGGGGAAUAAUUGAAUGCAGAAAAGAAGACCAGAAGAACACUCCCUGUAGUCUACAAUGUACAAAUAAUAACAUCUGCAAUUCCUGCAGCACUUUUAUCAUUUCACCAAUUCCAGACCAAAAAACACCCAUCAAUCAGACAUCACAAAUUAUCAGAACAAAAGACAGUGUAAAAUUUUCCUGUGAGUUUAAUAGAAGCAAUUUCUUUUUCAUUUCAUUUUGGGUGGUUGUCUAUCCAAAUCGUGGCAAUCACUGUUUAUUCUCACUGGAUAAUGACGGUUAUGACUUUAACAAGAACACUUAUUGCCAUUCUGUUAGUGGGGUGCAAAAUAGGAUUCAUUUUUUUAAUUUAACCUCCCCCAGUGAUAAAAUUCAGAAACAACAUUUAGAAAUCAGAACAGCCGACCCAUCUGAUAGUGGCACCUACUUAUGCUUUUAUUUUGUUUGGAAAUCUGGUGAACUGAUAUGGGAGUUAGGAAACAACAUAUCCCUUCAAGUACAGGACUCCACUCAAGAUCAGAAUAUCUUCAUUGGUGCUGGACUGGCAGGAGGAAUUAUUAUUAUGAGUGCGCUAAUACUGAUGGUUGUAUGCAUUAAUAAGUCUAAAAAAAAGAAGAUAAAACUCCAGAGAAAUCCAGAUACUGUGGACUUACCAAAUGACUAUGAAUGUACACCUUAUGCAAUAAGUGACAGAAAAGCCAUAGAGGUGAAUCCAGACUGCACUUACUCAGUGGUAACUAAGCCAGAACAGGCACCAGAAGGAGAAUAUUCCGAGGUGAACCUUACACCCACAGGAGCUGAUUUAUGUGUUCCAUAUUCAGUGGUUAAUGUAAAACAACAGGGAAAUCAAUAAGUUCCAAAAACUGAAGCUGAGUUGAACUUAGUCUGAUCCCAACUGUGAUGUAUGAUGACCAAGGGUACCCAAAACAUUUUCAGUUUUGAAUGGAUGCUACAGCUAAACAAGAUCAAGAAAUCAUUAUACUGUGGACCUUGAAAACAGAACACAACCCACCUAUCCUCUAGGAACCGCUUUAAUAAUAAAAGAUUCUGAGAAAAUU